Molecule: messenger RNA, 2022 nt
Organism: Patiria miniata (bat star)
Lineage: Eukaryota; Metazoa; Echinodermata; Asteroidea; Valvatida; Asterinidae
Product: NADH dehydrogenase [ubiquinone] 1 alpha subcomplex subunit 11-like
Exons: 4
Coding region: 136-546 (136 amino acids)
Biological process (GO): mitochondrial respiratory chain complex I assembly
Source: RefSeq, a predicted model, not a curated record
CGGAUGUCAAUGUCAAAGUUCAACUGGCACCGGUGCAGAACGAAGCAACGCUGCGUUGCUCGUACUUGCACAUCUUUUCACAUCAAAUUUAAGAGAAUUCUUGACACAAACUACGCUUAUUACAGCUAAGCGACCAUGAAUGUUCGUUAUGACAACAUCGACGGCAAAGAGCCGGCCAAAAAGGUCCUGGAGACCACUGCAACAGGAGCUGCUUUUGGUGUGGGACUUUCGACAAUUGCACUGUCGAUGUACUUCCCCAAGAACUUCACAGAGGCAUUGGGAAGGGGCUUGAAUCACACGGCAACAUUGGCUACGUUGGGAGCUGUCUUCGGAGCAGGAACCACAAUAUCAGCCUCUGUGAGGAGUAAAGACGACCCUCUAAACUACUUCAUCGGAGGGUGCAUGGCGGGGGCAGUUCUAGGCGCUAAAUACCACAGUUACCCAGUUGGCUCGGGGACGUGCGUAGCAUUUGGUGGCUGGGCGGCAUUCUACAAGCUUUGGAGAGAUCAAGAAUGGGGCGAUUUCAUCCCCAAGCCCACCUAUUAGGAAACCAAACCCCGCCCACAAACUAACAAAACACAGAGAGAGAGACAUUAAAUGUUCUGUCCCAACAUGACAGACGAGGAACGUCAACCGUUCGGAGUUUUAGCGACCCCUCACCGAAACAAACUUCUUGCUUUGACCCGCUCUGCCAUCUCCCCUAAACCGAGCCAUCAUUUUGUGACGUGGGGUGUGGAACCUUGUAAGAAUAGCUGAGUGUUUUGUUGGAGUGAUUUAGACAUGUCUCUUUACCAGUGACUGAUACUACUAAGAGAGAAUCUUGAAAAGAUUGUUGGAGUUUGCAAAAGUUGACGAUUUGUUUUACAAAUUUAUUAAGAACCUGUUGUGGUUUGCAUGUAUAGUAAUUGCACCGUUGCCAACCCCCCAACCCCCCAUUCAAAUCAUCAGAAACUCCCAAUUUUUUUUUCUUCUUCAAACUGCAGGAAUAAUUUAUAAAAAAAAUUGGGUGCUUGAACCUUUAGCCUACACCUCUAAGAUACUUCUCAUCGCAGGGGUGAUAAUUGCCACUUUUUUCCUGCUUUCAUGAUGUAAAAACGAAAUCCCUUUCAAACCUGGAUUUGUGAGCUGUUUCAAUUUUACCAUAAAGGUUUCCGUACUUCAAGUUUAUACAGAAAGACGCAGGUAUUUUAUAAAGGGGUUCCUUCAAUCCUAACUCCCUAGGCAUUUUUGCUGGGAUGCAACCUCAAUCCUGCAAAAUCCUCCAACUGCCUCCACGUAAAAAUUGCAUACAGCCUUCAUCCUGCAAAAUCCUUCGUUAUUUUUCGAAUGUGGUCCUUGGAGGGGUGACCACUGCCUCAAUCCUGCAAAAUCCUCCAGCAAUCACUGUCGAUAUGUUGAGGCAGAGCCAGCGACAUCCUGAAGCAGUGCGGAGGAUUUUAAGGAUAACAUUGGCCUAAAUGUUUGCACAGCUGAGCAAAAACAACACAAGGUCCAGUCCUGGACAUUGUGUAUGUUCAAAAAUCAGCCACACAUCAAUCCUCCAUUUUGCUAAGAGGAUUUUGGAGGAUUUUGGAAGGUUAGGGUUUAGCUGUACACACAAUUUUGAUAUACCAUUGAUCCUAUGUUCCUUGGCGGCCCAAGGACUUUUAAUUUUGCCCCCCCCCACCCCCACGAUUUUUACCCCACAAAACCACCAUGAUAUGGAAGGUACAGACCAUACGUUUUCUUUUACAUAGAACUUGAAUUCCCUUGCAAAAUCCCCUGCAAAAUCAGUUAAAAGAAUGUGCCAUUUGCUUAGUGCUUCAUUUUCUAGACUUAAACAAUAGCACACGGCAGUUUUUUUUCCAGAUGUUUGCAAGGCCUCCCCCCCCCCCCUCUCCAUACCUGUUAAAUAUGCAGGCCUAAAACGAGCACUUAACUUGGGCUAAAAUGAAAUUAUGUUUUGUUUCCCCUGAUGUCUUUAGACAAUGGCAAUAUCUGAUUGUUUUCACACGUUGUAAAUAAAAUGCUUUAGAAAAAAUA